Hippoglossus stenolepis (Pacific halibut) is the source of this 2705-nucleotide messenger RNA. Its product is annotated as protein arginine N-methyltransferase 8-B. The transcript has 10 exons. The coding region runs from base 746 to 1963 and encodes 405 amino acids. Gene Ontology annotation, molecular function: protein-arginine N-methyltransferase activity. Gene Ontology annotation, cellular component: plasma membrane. The record is from RefSeq and is a predicted model, not a curated record. Gene Ontology annotation, biological process: peptidyl-arginine methylation. Lineage: Eukaryota; Metazoa; Chordata; Actinopteri; Pleuronectiformes; Pleuronectidae.
AAGUGGAGUGAGGAGGCGGAGGAGAGCAGAGAUUUAUUUCCUUUAAUGGCUCCAAUUAUUAUAUCCUCUCUCUCUCUCUCUCUUUUUAAUAACGUUUGAUUUCAUCUCAUCCGAGGGGCUCGUGUUUGGAACCCUUUCUUUUUUUUUUACUUUCUCGGGAUCUGGAGAUGUGAAGGGCGCACGGAGAUGUGGAUUGUGAAGGAGCGUCACAGCUGAGAGAUGUCAAGUGUUUCCAAGCGGUGAAGAACACGAGAAGAAGGAGUUUUUUUCUCCCAGGGCGCCGCUGGGUGCCCACUAUUCUUGGUGGUGGGUGACACUUUCAUAAAUGUCCCCGCGGGUAGCCGGAUCUUUACGCACAGAUUUGGGGUUCGUUGUUUGGGAACGGGGGACACCCAACCCGGUGCGCACCGGUGUUAACAGAUCCACCGACUCCUGCUGGGAUCUGACCGUCAACCCCUCAACUUCAACACGGUCUCUCCAGGCGAUAGACGGCCCCCACUAUAAGACAACCUGUCUCACAUUUACAGUAUGGAUUACUGGACCGAAAAUCGAUUUAACAACUUUUUCUUAAUGUGACUGAAACUGUGUCAACCGGCAUCACACGUUUCCUAUCAUGACUUUCUUUUUCUGCGCACAUUGGAGCCACAUAUUCGGUGAUUCUGGGUUAUUUCUGACACGUUUCGACUCAGAAACCAGACCUUCCCGAUCACUUUGAGGAGUUGGUGCGUAAAUCUCGUCGGCUCUCAUGGGACUGAGGCAUUCGUCGCGGUGUUUGCUGCUGCGGCGGAAGAUGGCGGAGGCGGACAGCUCGGAGCGGCAGGAGCCUGUGACAGCCCCCCUCUCUCAGUCUGCUCAGCCCUCCCCGCUGCCUAAACCAGUGCCUACCACCCACCACAUGCCAUGCGUCCCCCACACGCCUCAUGUAGCAGCCUUGUCCACCUGUCCCGGCAGGGGCAAGAUCGCCAAGUUCAUCAGCCCGGAGGAGAUGACAUCACGGGACUACUACUUUGACUCUUACGCCCACUUUGGCAUCCAUGAGGAGAUGCUGAAAGACGAGGUGCGGACGCUGACCUACCGGAACGCCAUGUACCACAACAAGCACGUGUUCAAGGACAAAAUCGUCCUGGACGUCGGGAGUGGAACGGGGAUCCUCUCCAUGUUCGCCGCCAACGCCGGCGCCAAACACGUGUACGGGAUAGAAUGUUCAAGUAUAUCUGAAUACUCAGAGAAGAUUAUCAAGUCGAAUCACCUGCACAAUGUCAUCACCAUCUUCAAGGGCAAGGUGGAGGAGGUGGAGCUCCCCGUGGAGAAGGUGGACAUCAUCAUCUCGGAGUGGAUGGGCUACUGCCUCUUCUACGAGUCCAUGCUCAACACCGUCAUAUUUGCCAGGGACAAGUGGCUGAAACCCGGAGGCCUGAUGUUCCCCGACAGGGCCGCUCUCUACGUCGUCGCCAUCGAAGACAGGCAGUACAAGGACUUCAAGAUUCACUGGUGGGAAAACGUGUACGGAUUCGACAUGAGCUGCAUUCGCAACGUGGCCAUCAGAGAGCCUCUGGUGGAUGUGGUAGAUACCAAGCAGCUGGUGACCAACGCCUGCCUCCUGAAGGAAGUGGACAUCUACACCGUGAAGCCAGAGGACCUGUCCUUCACCUCAGCCUUCUGUCUGCAGAUUCAGCGCAAUGAUUACGUCCACGCCCUGGUCACUUACUUCAACAUCGAGUUCACCAAGUGUCACAAGAAGACGGGAUUUUCCACCGCUCCAGAUGCUCCCAGCACUCACUGGAAGCAGACGGUGUUUUACUUGGAGGACUACUUAACUGUCAAGAAAGGAGAGGAGAUCUUUGGCAGCAUCACCGUCCGGCCCAAUGAGAAGAAUGUGCGUGACCUGGAGUUCACCCUCGAGCUGGACUUUAAAGGACAGCUCUGCGAGGCCGCCCUCUCCCACGACUAUAAAAUGCGCUAGGAACAACACGACGACAGCAGCGGUGGCGGCGCUCUGGCGUGGACGUUCCCGCGGCCCCUCUGGACACAUCUGGAGAGGGGGGGGGGAAGGGCUCAGGCUCCCAGACACGAAUCUCAGCUGGCUAACGAGGGUGACCCCGGACAAAUCUGAUUGGAUGCCACUAUGCCAGCAACUAAGCGAUGUCACCAGAAUAGGCAAGUCUUCUUAUCAGCAAUAGUUCCAUCACGUGAACCAACUCGAUCGACCCGGGCACAUCGUUGAAUGUAACCUCUGAAAAUAACUUGAGUAUUUUUUUCUCGACUUUUAAUUUUUUGGAUUAUAAAAUUUAAAAAAGCAUUUAAGAGUCUUUAUAUUGUUAGUGCAGCUAAUUGAAAAGUAUUGAUCUGUGUGAUGUUGAAAGGGUAAGAGCACAGUCAUUACCUGUUUUUACUUAAGUUAUUGUCAAGACUGAUGAUUUUUGUGUGUAAUUGUAUUGAAGGAACAGUGAUUUUUUUUUUGUUGUUUCAUUAUUUAUUCGCAUUUGAUUUUUUGUUGCUGUUGCUUUAUUGACUUCAGGAAGAUGAACUGUAAUUCAUUUAUUUAUUUUCAUUGAGGACAAUGAUUCAGAACAACUGUACUUUGGUGCCAGAAUAAAACAGAACAACGUCUCCGGGCAGGAACCAACACACAGAUGCAGCACGUCGUGAACCACUUUGUGUCGGAAAGAACGUGAUGAAUAAAAUGACAAAGAAUCAAAGGCAAA